GAAAAGUGCAUCCUCCAGCCGCCGGUCCCUUAGUUUCUCCUCCGCUCGCAGACAGACAGCGUGACCCCCCCGCUCCAGCAGCAGCAAGAGCACGAGGAGCGGACUGUCUUCACUCGGAGAAACUUUUAACAGCUGGACACUAUGGAGAACAUCUUCUCCGGAGUUCAUCUUUACCCGCGUGCCGCGCUGAAGCCACAGCUCCAGCGGCUCUCUAACACCACUGUGUUUAUUUCGGACCUGUCGCACAUCUGACUCUGUUAAAGCUCCUCACCUCACUGCUUUAUUCAUGAAGGAGCAGAAGUAGCUGCUGAGGAACAGAGCAAAAAUGAACAGGCUACAGGAGAUGAACUUCACCUUUGCGGAAGAUGAGAACUGGACUUUGCCCAACGUGUCCGCAGAGUUUGUCAUACCUCGGAGCAACAUCACCUAUGUUGGAUUUUACCUUCAUCAGCCUUCAGUAGCUGCUAUCUUCAUAGUGUCUUACCUCCUCAUUUUCUUGGUCUGCAUGGUGGGCAAUGGCGUGGUGUGCUUCAUUGUCUUACGGAGCAAGAACAUGCGCACCGUCACCAACCUCUUUAUCCUCAACCUCGCUGUCAGUGACCUCCUCGUUGGGAUAUUUUGCAUGCCCACAACUCUUCUCGACAACAUUAUUACAGGCUGGCCGUUUGGAAGUAUGGUGUGUAAGAUGAGUGGAAUGGUGCAGGGAAUAUCAGUCUCAGCUUCCGUUUUUACCCUGGUGGCUAUUGCUGUUGACAGAUUCAGAUGCAUCGUUUAUCCCUUCAAGCAAAAACUGACGAUAUCGACGGCCACGCUCAUCAUCGUGAUCAUCUGGGUCCUGGCCAUAUCAAUCAUGUGUCCCUCCGGAGUCAUGCUUCAGGUGACCAAAGAGCAAAGCAUCCGCGUGUUCCUCGGGGACGGCAACAGGACCAGUCCUUUCUACUGGUGCAGGGAGAACUGGCCCAACCAGGAGAUGAGGAAGAUCUACACCACGGUUUUAUUCGCCAACAUAUACCUGGCGCCCCUUUCCCUCAUAGUGAUCAUGUACGCCAGGAUCGGGAUUACACUGUUCAAAACUGCCGUGCCGACGGGCGGGAAGCCGGGCAACGACAACCGCCACACUGUAUCCAAGAAGAAACAGCGAGUCAUCAAGAUGCUCCUCAUCGUGGCCUUGCUCUUCAUCUUGUCCUGGUUGCCUCUGUGGACGCUGAUGAUGCUGACGGACUACGCCCGGCUCACCGAGCACCAGUACAGGCUCAUAAACAUCUACAUCUAUCCCUUCGCUCACUGGCUGGCCUUCUUCAACAGCAGCGUCAACCCUAUAAUCUACGGCUUCUUCAACGAGAACUUCCGCCGUGGAUUCCAGGCUAUUUUUAAGUUCAGGCUGUGCACUGCGGGCGGCCACAGGCGCAAGACGUACUCGCACAGGGUGCAGGGGAACGCCGUGCUGCCGGCCAACCUGCAGCCCUCUACCGAGCCCAUCUCCCUCAACAGUGUGGAGAACCACAGCUCCCGGAGGAUAAAUCACGUGAACGAGCAGGAUUUGGUCAUGGAGGACCUGGAAAAGGUAUCGGAGAGCAGUAUAGAUGGAGCUUCUCUCUAAAAGACAGGGGUGAUGGGAUAUUCCAGGCAUUCCAGUCACCACACACAAACACAAGUGGUGGCAGCCAAUUUUCCUAACAAAGUGUUAUAUACUGUAUGUUAUCUGGUGUUUUUGCUGUUUUUCGUGCUGUAUCCAUUUGACAUGUAUUCCUGUUCUUGGGGAGUUAAAUGUGUUUACAGAGAAUGAAUUCACACCCUUGCAAGUGAAGUGUGCAAGCACCUAGCAAGCAAGAACUGUGGUCCAUUACCAGUUCAUUUAUUCAGAUUGGUGAUCUGUGCAAACUUUUGUAAACUUCUGGUUAUAUGGCUCAUUCUGUUCCAGUUAUUCAACCCAAUCCCAUUUCUCAUUUUUUUUGCACCCAUAUCCAUUGACUAGCAGUUUUUGCUUAGUAUAAUUUUUUUUUUGAAGUUAACACUCUUACUUUAAACAUUCUUAGAACAUUAGGAGGCCUUUUGGACACCCUGUGCAAGGUGUGUCAUAAUGCUCAUUGCUAUCUUACAGCCUCUCAAAGGUCUAUGUUCCCGUACUCAAACGAUUUGGUUCACAUCACCCCAGAGACUGUAAAAAAGAUGGACGCCGUGUCGUCGUUCCCACUCAAUCAAUGAAAACGAAGCCAAAAUCUUCCGCCAUGUUGGCGAACCUGAAACCCGAGUCUGUGCAGUAGAGACCAGAGGAGGGAGAAAGACUGUGGAGAGACAGCCUACUCAUUUAAAUAAACCCGCCCCUGAGGGCUGCCUCCACAGAGCUCACACAGUCUAUGUUCCCACCCACUCAGUCAUUGGUCCCACCCCGGAUAGGUGUAACCCAACCCUUUUACAAUAACCACACCUUUCUGAAUAGAGCUGAAUAACGUUUUAAAAACACAAAUUCUGUGGGAAUAUAAAAAAUUGAGUUUACACUAGCUGUUGCAUUUAAAUAAAGGAGGUAGAAUUACAGUAUAUUGGAAAAAAAACGAGAUUGAAAGUUGUCUGUUUUGCCAUUGAAACCUAUGGGGAUGGGUGGAGUUACACAGCUUUUUGCAACCGAACAGCAGGGGGCGCCCGACCUGUGGAGCAUCACACAGUCUAUGCAUCAUCCAGUUCAAAAGGAUUUUUUACACUCUCUGUUAUGAAAUGUACAGACUCACCUUCCUGAAACAUGUUCAAAACUAGGGCUGCAACUAAUGAUUAUUUUGGUAGUUGACUAAUCUGACAAUUAUUUUUUCAAUUAGUCGAUUAGUCAACGAUUAUUUCUGCCAUCUCUAAAAAUGACAGAAACAGCAGAACAUGAGGUUUAAAUGGCAUUUAAAUAUCUGAAUGUUGUUUAAACAUGGAAAUUAAUGAUAUUUAGUUAUGUAAUAUGUAAUCUGUUGUGUUUGGGCACUUUUGGAGACACAAACUAAGUCUCCUAUUCCCUUUUAUCCCCAGCACUGUGUGUAAUGUGGUACUGUUAUAAAAUAACGAUUAGUCGACAAUUAAAUUUGUAGUCGACAAAUUUAAAUAAUCGACACUGUCGAUUAUAUAAACUAAUCGUUUUUAUUAUUAUAAUGUUUUCUCUUAGCUGGACUCUUGUUGGUUUGACUGUCACUAUUCAUACAUUAAACAAAGAUUAUGCAGUGGUUGAUGUCAUUUGAGGCAAAGAAAAUACUUCAUUUGUGGGGUUUUUUGGCUGCACCUGCUGCCAUCGUAUUUGUCUCUAAAAAAUCUCUAUUUGGACUGCAAUGUUCUCCUAACACUUUACCUUAUUCCUCUACUCUCAACAAGAAUCGGGACACGCUACUGUAGAUAUGAACGCACAAAACAGAGGGGUAGGGCUAAGUGCUAGGGAGCAGGGAUGAAAUGGGAUUGGGCCCUAAAUUCAUACUAUGUUUAACAAUAAUUAUUUUUCAAAAGCCCUCAAUGAUGCAAUAAAAGUUGCUAAGCUGUUAAAUUCUCAGCAUUUGCUCCCCAAUUGAAGGAGAUCUGUCCUCAGCUUGGAUGGCUGAACCUCAAGGAAUAUUAGAAAUUAGAGAUCCGUGCAAAUUUCACUGUGAACAAGCAUUACAGUAUCUCAGACAGAUUGUCAGAUGACUACCUUCUUGCUUGCAAGUGGUGUGAAUUCACAUUUUGGUUAUUUAUGAACCCUAGUACAAUCUGGUGUACCUUCCACCCUUUUCAUAUGAUUUGAACUGUCCACUUCCUGUUUACAUGAAUGUAAUUUUUAAAAAGGUUAAAAAGCAGUUUUGGGGUGUAAAAAAUAUUGAUCCAAUACCUUUAUUCAGAAAAACUGAAGUAUGAAUAACACUGAAGCAAGUCAGAGCAUAGUCAAAUCAGGCAAGGGUCCUUCUUCUCUUCAAUUUUUCACAAGGGGAUUUUAUGUAAAUGAUGUAAACCUGUUAUUACAUUGAUUAUCAUACAAUAAAUUAUAAAUUAUGAA
Messenger RNA from Astyanax mexicanus (Mexican tetra), 3994 nucleotides. RefSeq names its product neuropeptide FF receptor 2a (gene npffr2a). The transcript has 4 exons. Gene Ontology annotation, molecular function: neuropeptide receptor activity; opioid receptor binding; peptide binding. NCBI's taxonomy places the organism in Eukaryota, Metazoa, Chordata, Actinopteri, Characiformes, Acestrorhamphidae. Gene Ontology annotation, biological process: regulation of MAPK cascade; G protein-coupled receptor signaling pathway; regulation of adenylate cyclase activity. The record is from RefSeq and is a predicted model, not a curated record. Bases 326 to 1600 code for a protein of 424 amino acids. Gene Ontology annotation, cellular component: membrane.